CGUUGAUAUUCCACUCUUUCCUGAGCCUUGCUGCCCUCUUUUACCGUCAGCGGUUGAGGUUACAUGAUACCUGAAUGUCUGACAUGCACGACGUUUUCGUGUUACGGGUUGGCAUACAUAAUCUUAUAGUACCCGCAGUAUAAGAUGGACGCUGGAUGAGGGAGCUACAACAUAAAAGAUCAAGCUGCCCUCAACGUCAAUGGUGGUACCAAGCUUGACGAAACUUAUUCUUAAUUCGCAAGAGCGCUUCACCUAAUGGUGACGAUCGUACGAUGUGCGCUGUUGGUUAACAGCAGUUCAGCCCUAGCUGCAACAAAGUGUCGCCGACAGUUGUCCCCUGAGGGAUGGCUGGACGCCCUGGGGGAGCAUCUCCACAACUUAGCGCCCGUGCCACAGCUCAAAACCGUCUUGAUCCCUUGUUUCCCCGCAAAUGGAGCUUCGAGUACGCGUCCUGCGCCUAUGGCCCCGUUUACAUGGCGUUGCUAAGCUCCAUGGCCAUAGUUGCCAUCUUCCUGUGCGCAUACAGCGCUUCAACACUCCGCGCCUACCAGUUCGCAGAGGAUCGCGCAUACCAUAGAGGAGCCGACGUAAUCCACACCCUGGCGCAGUCUCGUCUGUCGCACUUCCCCACCAUCUCGGCCUUCCCGCCUGACCCCCCACCGGCCUCCAUGUACCCCUCGCCACCACCACCUCCCACACCACAACCGCCACCGCGACCAGUGCCUCCCGUCCUCCGGAAAGCACCGCCCAAGCCUCCAUCUUCCUCGCCACUACCACCUCCUCCUGACCCCGGCCGCUGGAGCACCACCAACAACAUCACUUCAGCUCUAGAUGGGCAUGGGGUCGUUGCGUAUGGCAAAUUCGUGUACUUGGUGGCUGGUACCAUUGGGAUCUCCCAACUGUUCCGGUACGACACGGAGACUGGGGAGAUGCAAGAACUGGCACCCUUGCUGGCCUACAGGUCCCAUUUUGCAGUGGCACUGGUGAACGCCAGUAUCUACGUCACUGGCGGCUCGGACUACUUCGGUCAACCGCUGUUCUGGCGCGCGGUAAACAGCGUAAUGGUGUACGACAUCAGCAGCAAUGUUUGGAGCUGGACUAGCAGCCUUAACAUCAAGCGCACAGGUUCCUGCAGUGCUGUCUUGGACGGCAAGGUCUACAUCAUCGGCGGCUAUGACGAUGCUGACAACUUCCUCUCCAGCGUGGAGCAGCUGGACCCCGCCACCGGGGUGUGGAGGCUGCUGCCGGACAGCAGCAACAUGGCCAGUGCGCGGGAACAUGCGCGGGCCGUGGCGGUGGGCAGCUACAUAUACGUGGCGGGGGGACAUGGGGAAGAUUACCCAGUCACCCUUGACAUUGUGGAGCGGUUCGACCCCUCCUCCGGAACCUGGUCCACCAUGGCCCCCAUGACCACGGCGCGCAGCGACUUUGGCAUUGCAACGGUGCCGGGCGGACGCAUCCUAGCGGCUGGAGGCGCCUGCGCGAACGCUGAGUGCAUCGUCGACGGACGGUUCAGCACUUGGAGCGAGGUGGAGGAGUACAGCGUGGUAGGCAACACUUGGGUGCGGAGGGCGCCGCUGCCGCAGCCGCUCUACAGAUUUGGCAUGGCCUGGGUGGCGGGAGGCGUGUAUGCCUUUGGUGGCUACAAUCCCGCCAAUGCGCUCGGGGAGUACACCGCCUCCAAGAGGGUGUACGUGUACAGCAAUACCCAGUACGGCAGAGAUGGGCAGCCGCCAGCAACCGCUGCAGCUCCUGACGCGCGCUAGUGCUGACCCGGCCGCUGUGCAGCUGGGCUGGGUGUAAGCAUGCAGACCGUGCUAGGGGUGUAAGCUGUGCAUGAGGACCCGCCAGCAGGCUGCCGCUGCCCGGGUUUGGUAGCGCGCGUGGCACAACCUAGGCGUUUGGCGCAAGCACGCAUGGGCGGUGUGUGCUGAGGUGAAGUUGAAGGAGGCUGCGAAGCACGAUUGAUGGGAGUAAUACCUGCUGCAGGUUGAACGUAGGUUUAGUGAUGCUGGAGCAGUCGGCGGCCCCUCCUUUGGUUCUUAUCCUUGACCGGUGAAACUAUGCGAUUAUUCAAGAACUACGGUCGCAAGUUAUAUGAAACUCAACUCGAACGUUCUGGGUAUCACCGCGAAUGAAUGACCGUUACAGUGACGAUCCCAACCGAAAGGUAAGGGCAGAUGACACCCAGCCCUACCCUGCAAGGGAAGGGGCAGUGCCCCGAUUGCAGCAGUGGCCGGAGUUGACGUCGUACUUGAUGCCAACGUGGCCUUGUAGGCAAGUCGCCACGCCCGGGAAGGUCCGUGUCACACUGCCUACUAAAACUUUAAAACGCGACAGGG
This is a messenger RNA of Astrephomene gubernaculifera, 2342 nucleotides long. Lineage: Eukaryota; Viridiplantae; Chlorophyta; Chlorophyceae; Chlamydomonadales; Astrephomenaceae. The record is from the annotation of a GenBank genome assembly.